Hydra vulgaris (swiftwater hydra) is the source of this 3332-nucleotide messenger RNA. RefSeq lists its product as uncharacterized. The record is from RefSeq and is a predicted model, not a curated record. Lineage: Eukaryota; Metazoa; Cnidaria; Hydrozoa; Anthoathecata; Hydridae.
CUAUUUGAUAGAUAUUUACCGUAAUAUUUGAAUCUUUGUCAACUUCGUGUCAUAUUACAUAGGCAACAACAAAAAAAAGAUCCAAGUACUAUACAUUGUUUGAAUGAUGUUAAAAGAUAAGAAAAAUGAUGCAGAACAUGAAGUUACCUUUACAGUUACAGUUGCUAAAGCUGCCUUAACAUCUGAUGGUUUACAAAGCAAAAAAAUGCCUAAAGUCCAAAGUUACUUCCACUGUGAGUAUAAGUUACUUCCUAUCGAUGAUGACUAUUCCCAGUUUGAUGUCAUUUCAUUUGGUAUUGCUGCAAAGUUGUACAAUGGAGGAGAAUCAAAGGUAUUAAGGACAUUCCAGGAUGAAAAUAAAACAUGGGUUGUAUGGAAUACUAGUCGAAGAGUGCUUAUUGACAAAAAGUUACUACUAGAUACGUUUCAUCACACGGUCGAGUUGAAUGUUUGGAACUCAAAAAAAAGAGUAUCUAGUCAGGCAAGGUUUGAUCGACCAAAAGCUUUUUUCAUACCAAAGAUGCUGAGAUAUGAUGAAGUUGAUUUAGAUUUUAUAAAAAAAAUGCUUAUCCAAGAGGAAAAAGAUUUUAGUUUUGACGUAUUUAAAAAGACAAAAUUAAAAACGUAUUCAAGUGACAAUUUGGCAUUAUUAAAGAAGCGCUACAUUGAAAAAUCUGAAAAGUAUAUAAAUGUUCAAGUGCGUUUGAAUGCAAAUAAUGAGCCUGAGUUAAAAAACAUUUUUAUGUUGGCUUCAUCUGGUGAUAAACCACUUGUUUUUGAUACUAAAGAAGAAGAUUUUAUGGGUCAUACAUAUAAUCUAACAUCUGACGUUACUGAUAGCUCUUCUUGUCAGUUAGCUGAAAAAAAAAGAAAUGUUGUUAGAAAAGAUUCCAAGGGAAUAAUAGGCGCCAUCAAAAUUCCUUUGUCAGACUUUUUCAGUGGUUCUACUGUUAAAAGUGCAAAAUUGCAUACCGAACAUUCUUUAUUAACUGAUGUAAUAAUAAUUAUUAGUCUUGACAAACCGUUGUUAUCAAGUAAACAGAAUCAUGAUCUAAAUCCUAUGGUUAUUACAGUGGCAUCAGCUACAAACAUGCCUGAUAAACUUUUAUCAUUUAAUGACUUAAAAAACAGAUGUCUACCACCAUAUGUCCGUUAUUGUUUGUUUGAAAAUGAGCCUCACACUAGUUUAUACAAAGAACAUGGAUCAACUAUUCACUUCAAUGAUAGGUUUAUAGUUUUACUGGGGUUGAUAAAGAAAAAUAAACUUAUUGAAUACUUGUUAGGCCCUCCUUUCAAAAUAGAAGUUCAUGAUAGAGAUCCUAAACCUUGCAUCGCACCUGCAGCUGCUUUGUUUGGUGAAAAGGAUAAUGAUCCUGAAAUAUCAACUCUAGACUAUUUAGUGAAUCCUCCUCAUGAAGGUUUUUUUGAACUUAGCUAUGGAGUUGCUGAAUUUGAUCUUUCAGAAUUAGUAACUGGUAAACAGUUAUAUAAAAUGGUAUCUCUUAUAAAAACCCAUUUUGAAUCAAAUAAUGGAGAACAUAUAAAUUAUAAUGAAGCUGAGAAAAUUCCAGAAGGUAAUUACACAGAGUCUGGAAGUGAACUAAAGGUCCAAAUAAAGUUAGCAAGAAAUCUAGGAUAUCUUAUUAAUCGUACAGUUAUUUCAGGAAGCUUAUCUUCAAUCAACACAAGGAAUAUAAAUUUUGAGUGUCCAUUUAACAGAAUGGUGUUUAUAGUUGACUAUAGUUAUAAUUGGUUUAUUCAAAACUUGCUAGAAUUGGUAAGCAAGAUAAAUGAUGCAGCUUUAAAUUUAACAGUCUCACAUCAAACUUUAAAACCGUUUUCACAAAGCCAACUAUCUGAAGAACAGCUUUUUGACAAAUCUCUUGAUGUUAUCACUGGCUGUCAUAUAGCAGAUGGAAUAUUACAUAUUGUUUUUCUUGAGGGUUUGACUUAUAGUAGCAUUGACAAGCUCUGGAAAGAUCUUAGUCAUCCAGAAAAAAGAGAAAGUUCUGUGUUUCGUAUCUUAUAUAACUCUAAAAUGUCAUUUUCGAUGCGACUUUACACAUCAUUGGAUUUUAACACAAGAUGUAUUAAAUUGAACCAACCAAUAUCAAUGAUUGUUAAGCAUUCAUUGAUUUAUGUCCGCAUGUUUCCACGACUUUGCUUUAAAGCCAUUCAAAAAGUUUUUCAGCUCUGCAGUUGUGAAAGUCUAUGUUGUGCAUCAAAAACAGAACUAUUUCCAUCAAAUGAGAUGAUUCUUGCAUUGAAAGAAGAAUUUGGUGUUUUACUUGACGCUAAACAUUAUCAUGCGUUAGGAAGUCAUCUAGAAACUGGAUCUGAAUACAGUUUAAGUUCAAGUCAAGAAUUAUAUAUAAAUACUUUGUUUGAGGAAGUUGAAAAGAAAUUUUCAAGCUCUUUAAGGGAAAAAGUUGAAACCAGGUUGCCUGAUGUAAUAAAGCAAAACCACUAUAAGGAUAUGGAUAAAAGGAAAAAAGAAGAAAAGAAGUGUACUUAUGCAAAGGAAGACCUCACUAUUCAAAUCUUAUCAGCACAGACAAAGGAAAGAGAAAGACGGGUAAAGAAAUUAGUUUUGAACGAUCAAAUUCGAAAAAGGCACAAAAAAUUUAUCACUCUAGAGUGUAACAGCAUUGGUAUUGGAACGACCGAUUAAUCUUUAAAUUCAUAGAUUAUUGACGAUGAAAAUAAUUCAAAUUUUUAAUAAAGUUGUCUGUCAUUAUCAUGAUAAUGACAUUAGCAUGAUAAUAACAUUAUUAUGGUAAUGACAUUAUCAUGCUAAUGACAUUAUCAUGAUAGUUACAUUAUCAUGAUCAUCAGCACUAACUCAUAGUUAACUUGCAAAAAGCAAAGCCCUGCUUGUCUUUGAUUUUAUAUUUUACCUAAUUUUCUUGAUAUAUAAAAUGCUGUGAAUAUUAUCUUACAAUUUCAGAAGUGUAUUUCCGGAAGUUAAAUCAAAAUGGUAACGAAUUGUAAAAAUACUAUAAGAAUAGAAUUAUACAAAUAAAACAUGUGUAUAUAGAAUAAAAUGUAUUUAUAUUAAUGAAAUUUAUUUUUUUUAUUUUUUUUGUAACACAACCUUCUUGAAACAAAUUAGGAUUUGAACAAAUUAUCAAACCAAUCCAGUUCUCGAGACAGUCUUAACGAUUCGCUUUGAAAUAAACGAGGCAAAAGUGGAAAAGCGGCUGGUUACUCUUCUGAUAAACAUUUAUUCAUUGAGCAACAAUUAUUUGAAGAAAUUGUUUCUAUAAAACAUACAGGUUGAAUUACAGAUACAUUAUUCUUUGCUUUGAAAUUUAUUAUCUUGCUUCACAAAA